This is a messenger RNA of Hirsutella rhossiliensis, 1203 nucleotides long. Its product is annotated as centromere DNA-binding protein complex CBF3 subunit. NCBI's taxonomy places the organism in Eukaryota, Fungi, Ascomycota, Sordariomycetes, Hypocreales, Ophiocordycipitaceae. The record is from RefSeq and is a predicted model, not a curated record. Bases 1 to 1203 code for a protein of 400 amino acids. The transcript has 3 exons. Gene Ontology annotation, molecular function: DNA binding.
AUGGCCGCGGACGACUCGUACACGGCAGCUGACGAGCGCGCCCGUGCCGCCCGGAGGGCGGGCAUCCAGGCGAAGAAGGACGAACAGCCGGCGAACACGGCGCGGAGUUACGCGGCGAAGCAGCGGGAGUGGAAGGCGCGUCCCCCGGCCGGUCCUCCACUUCGAUCCCUGUCACACGGCUCGCUCUAUAGCUGGCCCGACGGCGAGCUCGUAACGCCGGACAAGCUGGCGGCGUGGCUCAAAGAGGAUAUCCUGUUACGACGCGUUGUGCCGCCGCAGAAGAAGAAGCCGCGCGCGCGGGGCACUAUCGACGCCUAUAUCGCGGCCGUUAUCGAGCUAUGGAGGCUCCAGGUGGCUCACGGCAACUCGAAUACGGAGAAUCCCCGGGGCGCCGCCGUACGAGGAUUCCUUGAGCAACGGGGCCGGCAGCGGGGGAAGCACGACCGAGCCUCCUUUAAAGACCGCGGGAGCGACGGGAUCCAGGCCGGCUACCUCCCCGAUGAAUGGCUUCGGAUCCAGGAUCUCCUUCUCACUGGCGCCGCGUAUACGCCGCAAAACCUCCGUACGCGAGUCGACCUCCUCUUCGGCCACUACUACCUCUUACGGGGGGAGAACCGCCGCAAGAUGGAGCUUGCAGACCUGUCCCUACUCGACUAUCCGCCUUCGGAAGGGCCGACCCCCUGUGGUUGCCUGGUAAGCCUUUUACGGGACGGCAAGCUAAAUAAGACGGCGAGGAAGGAGUUUAUGGGCGCGCUCCGGCACAAGGACCCCUUAUUCUGUACGCAAGGGGCCCUAGCACAGCUCUUCUUUUGGCGCUGGCACGUCGCCGGCGAACCGCCCCCGUCCUUCCGGCGCCGUCAGGACUGGUAUCGGAUCAAGGUCCUCGUCGGGCGGGACCGCGAGCAGGAGCUCUCGUACCCGACGCAGCUACAAGAGACCUGGCGUAUCUUCGGCGCUGCCGGCCUUAUCGCGUCGAAGAAGACGCACCUCCCGCGCAGGGUGGGCGCCCAGGACGCGGAGACCCAUGGCACGUCGCUCGCCCAGAUCUCGCAGGCCGGCCGCUGGAACCAGAGCGUGCUCUGCCAGGCAUAUCUUACGCACCUACCGCGGCAGUUCAUGCGUAUCGUCGCGGGGAACCCCGCUUUGAGGCGCGGGCGCGCCGGCAAUGCUGGGCAGAAGGCGGUCUCGACGACGACGACUUAG